Molecule: messenger RNA, 1344 nt
Organism: Ananas comosus (pineapple)
Lineage: Eukaryota; Viridiplantae; Streptophyta; Magnoliopsida; Poales; Bromeliaceae
Product: probable LRR receptor-like serine/threonine-protein kinase At3g47570
Exons: 2
Coding region: 27-1073 (348 amino acids)
Biological process (GO): protein phosphorylation
Molecular function (GO): ATP binding; protein kinase activity
Source: RefSeq, a predicted model, not a curated record
GAGCUAUUUUGUGUUUGAUUAUAAUCAUGUGCUUGCUUGGGAUACAUCACUUGAUUAAAAACUCACAGAGAAAGCCGCUGUCGAGGUUUUCCUUAAGAAACCGAUAUGCAAAAGUAUCUUACGAUGAGCUCUUGAAGGCUACAAAUGGGUUCUCCUCAGAUAAUCUGAUCGGCACGGGAAGUUUUGGGUCGGUUUAUAAAGCUGCCAUGAACUAUGAAAACGCUGACAUCGUUGCGGUGAAAGUGCUUAACCUUCAACAGCAUGGGGCUUUCAAAAGUUUUAUGUCUGAAUGUGAGGCCCUCAGAAGCAUUCGACACCGAAAUCUUGUCAAAAUUCUUACAUUGUGCUCUAGUUUGGAUCACCGUGGUAACGAUUUCAAGGCCUUGGUUUUUGAGUACAUGCCUAAUGGGAGCUUAGAAGAGUGGCUACAUCCAAAUGCAUGCCAGAAUAGGCCAUUCAGAAGCCUAAGUCUAAUCCAGAGGUUGAACAUAGCUAUCGAUGUAGCCUCGGCAUUGGAGUAUCUUCAUCACGGAGGGUCCGUGCCGAUUGUUCACUGUGAUCUUAAGCCCAGCAACAUCCUUCUUGACAAUGAAAUGACGGCGCACGUGGGCGAUUUCGGGUUAGCAAAGUUUCUGCGGCAACCGCCUGACGAAUCAUCAGAGCGUUCAUCUACCAGCAUUGUGGGGAUCAAAGGAUCUAUUGGUUAUGUUCCUCCAGAGUAUGGAAUGGGCUGUAAACCAUCUAGGCUCGGCGAUGUGUACAGCUACGGAAUUCUUCUGCUGGAGAUGUUCACUGGAAUGAGCCCCGUCGAUGACAUGUUCAAAGAUGGUCUGAGCCUUCGUGGAUAUGUCCGUGCCACUGCUGCUUUUCCUGAACAUCUCAUGGACAUUAUAGGCAGAAAACUGCACUCAGCUGAUAAUGAUAUAGCUUACCAAGAAGAGUGUGUGCGAGAUUGUGUGGUUUUGGUGUUCGACUGCAGUCUCUCGUGCUCAAAUGAAUUGCCAUAUGAACGAUGCGACAUGACGAAAGUCUUAAAGGUGCUGAGUGCAGCAAGAGAGAGGCUUCUUAGCUAAAAGCUGUUUUUCUCCCUAUGCUACGUUUCUCACUAGAGGCAAAUGAAUGUAUGUUUGACCAUCCUCUGCUUUUCCUUAUUUGCAUUUAAAAAAUAACCUUGUGUAAUGAAUAUGCCUAGUCCUUAUGGUUUUGAUCAUUCCUUUCUAAAAUGAAUAUAACCAAAAGCAGUUAAGCACUUCAAUUUAUUUUUGCAUCUGUAUACAUUAAUAGCUUAAAAUUCCUAAUUUCUGGCUCAAGUUUAUAACUGAAGCCUAAUAUAACCCAUCAUUG